This is a messenger RNA of Acanthisitta chloris (rifleman), 984 nucleotides long. It is a transcript of the gene BUB3, whose product is annotated as BUB3 mitotic checkpoint protein. Gene Ontology annotation, biological process: mitotic spindle assembly checkpoint signaling. The coding region runs from base 1 to 984 and encodes 327 amino acids. Lineage: Eukaryota; Metazoa; Chordata; Aves; Passeriformes; Acanthisittidae. The transcript is spliced from 7 exons. Gene Ontology annotation, molecular function: ubiquitin binding. Gene Ontology annotation, cellular component: mitotic checkpoint complex; kinetochore; bub1-bub3 complex. The record is from RefSeq and is a predicted model, not a curated record.
AUGAAGACGAUGACAGGAUCAAACGAGUUCAAACUCAAUCAGACCCCAGAUGAUGGUAUUUCAUCGGUGAAGUUUAGUCCAAACACAUCUCAGUUUCUGCUUGUUUCAUCCUGGGACACAACUGUUCGGCUCUAUGAUGUUCCUGCCAACACCAUGAGACUCAAAUAUCAGCAUUCAGGGGCUGUCCUUGACUGUGCUUUUUAUGAUCCUACCCAUGCCUGGAGUGGAGGACUUGAUCAGCAGCUGAAAAUGCAUGAUCUAAACACGGACCAAGAAAACCUUGUUGGUGCCCAUGAUGCUCCUAUAAGGUGUGUUGAGUACUGCCCAGAAGUGAAUGUCAUGGUGACUGGAAGUUGGGAUCAGACAGUUAAACUCUGGGAUCCCAGAACUCCUUGUAAUGCAGGGACCUUCUCCCAGCCUGAAAAGGUGUACACACUCUCUGUGUCUGGAGACAGACUGAUUGUGGGCACAGCAGGGCGGAGAGUGCUGGUGUGGGACCUGAGGAACAUGGGCUACGUGCAGCAGCGAAGGGAAUCCAGCCUCAAGUACCAGACCCGCUGCAUCAGAGCCUUUCCCAACAAACAGGGUUAUGUUUUAAGCUCUAUUGAAGGUCGUGUUGCAGUGGAAUACUUGGAUCCAAGCCCUGAAAUCCAGAAGAAGAAAUAUGCAUUCAAAUGUCACCGUUUGAAGGAAAACAACAUUGAGCAGAUUUAUCCUGUCAAUGCCAUUUCUUUCCAUAAUGUCCACAACACAUUUGCCACAGGUGGUUCUGAUGGAUUUGUCAAUAUUUGGGAUCCAUUCAACAAGAAGAGGCUGUGCCAAUUCCAUAGGUAUCCCACCAGCAUAGCAUCCCUUGCCUUCAGCAAUGAUGGGACUACCCUGGCAAUAGCUUCUUCCUACAUGUACGAGAUGGAUGACAUUGAACACCCCGAGGACGGGAUCUAUAUUCGCCAAGUGACAGAUGCAGAAACAAAACCCAAGUGA